AUGGUAGAAAGGCUGAACCUUCCGAAGAUAAGCAUUGACAUGUUGAAGGAGAAGAAUCGUUGGCCUCACUUAGCAGACUUUCCACUGCCUCCAGUAAAGGAUGUUGAUAUCACGGUUUUGCUGGGCGCUGAUGUCUUUGACUUGAUUGUGCCUCAGGAAAUAAGAACCGGUCCAAAGGGAACUCCUAGAGUGGUACGCACUGCUCUCAGUUGGACUGCAACUUCUCAUCUCCCAGGGAGUAGUGACAUCAAUAUGGUCACUCCCAUGAAAGUCCAUAUCACAACUCCUGAAGAACACCUCUCAUCAAGUCCAGCUGUGGUGGAAGACCGAGUCAUUCGGAUGUAA
Messenger RNA from Paramuricea clavata, 345 nucleotides. NCBI's taxonomy places the organism in Eukaryota, Metazoa, Cnidaria, Anthozoa, Malacalcyonacea, Plexauridae. The record is from the annotation of a GenBank genome assembly.